AUGAGGAAGAUUGUUGUGGUGCAUAAGAAGAUUGCCAAAUGUAAAGGUCCUUUAACUCCAGGAGCUACUGAAUUGUUGCAAACUAUCAAGAAUGAAGCUGCAGAGUACACUGUAAUUUGGACUGGAGGGUCAAAGUAUCAGGUGAGCACACACUUUAAUGACCACCAAGACCAAAGGGUUGUGAGUUUGGAUGAAAGGACCUGCUCUUGUAGAAGAUGGGAUCUCACAGGUAUCCCUUGUAGACAUGCAGUUGCAUGUAUCUGGGAUAUGGGAUUGCAUGGUAGAGGUGAUGGAGUUCCGGAAAAAUGGGUUCAUCCAGUUUACUGGCUAGAGACUUGGAAAGAGGUGUACAAGCAUACUGUUGAACCAGUGAAUGGCAGUGACUUAUGGCCUAAAUCUGCAUGCCCAACCACCUUGAUUCCUCCAAAGUAUCAUGCCCAGGUUGGGAGGCCAAAAAAGAAAAGAAAAAAGUCUGCAGUGGAGGUAGCAGAGGCCAAGGCUGCAUCACAGGAAAAAAAAGAAGGAAAAAAAUAA
Helianthus annuus (common sunflower) is the source of this 534-nucleotide messenger RNA. RefSeq lists its product as uncharacterized. NCBI's taxonomy places the organism in Eukaryota, Viridiplantae, Streptophyta, Magnoliopsida, Asterales, Asteraceae. The record is from RefSeq and is a predicted model, not a curated record. Gene Ontology annotation, molecular function: zinc ion binding. The coding region runs from base 1 to 534 and encodes 177 amino acids. The transcript has a single exon.